Tachysurus fulvidraco (yellow catfish) is the source of this 3868-nucleotide messenger RNA. RefSeq names its product glycine receptor, alpha 2 (gene glra2). The transcript is spliced from 10 exons. Gene Ontology annotation, cellular component: neuron projection; synapse; plasma membrane. NCBI's taxonomy places the organism in Eukaryota, Metazoa, Chordata, Actinopteri, Siluriformes, Bagridae. The coding region runs from base 207 to 1622 and encodes 471 amino acids. The record is from RefSeq and is a predicted model, not a curated record. Gene Ontology annotation, molecular function: transmembrane signaling receptor activity; glycine binding; chloride channel activity. Gene Ontology annotation, biological process: chemical synaptic transmission; nervous system process; signal transduction.
GUGAGUGUGUCAGGCUCAGCAUUAUGCAGCAGCAUGUUGUCUGAACACAACAAUCAAUAAAACAUGACACAGUGGCCAUUUUGGAUCAAAACUGUGUUUACACCUGAAAUGGAUUUCAGGCUUCUGCUCUGUGAAUAGAAACUUGAAGAAGCUUUGCAUGUGUGGCUUCUCAGAGAAGACUUAAUCCCCUAGUAUUGAACGUUUUCAUGGAGAUCUGUAAAGCUUGGACGACAUUAUUCAGAACUCGGCCGAAGCCGCCGAGCUCCGUGUUGGAGACCGCAACACCGGGCGGAAUGACGCGCGCCUUGUUCCAAGUGCUCACGGCUCUGCUCGCGUGCGCGCUGGAAAUACAUCAGCUCAGAGUUAUAGCAGCAAAGGAGAACGACAGGCGUGGACCUUCGCUGACAAUGUCACCAUCUGACUUCCUGGACAAACUGAUGGGGAGGACGUCAGGCUACGAUGCAAGGAUAAGACCGAACUUCAAAGGUCCCCCCGUAAACGUCACCUGCAACAUUUUCAUCAACAGCUUCGGCUCGAUCACAGAGACCACCAUGGACUACAGAGUGAACAUCUUCCUGCGUCAGAAGUGGAACGACCCGCGUCUGUCCUACAGCGAGUACCCAGACUCCUCGCUGGAUUUGGACCCAUCCAUGUUGGACUCCAUUUGGAAACCCGACUUGUUCUUCGCCAAUGAAAAAGGCGCCAAUUUCCAUGACGUCACCACUGAGAACAAACUGCUGAGGAUCUUCAAGGAUGGAACCGUUCUUUACAGCAUCAGGUUGACUUUAAUUCUGUCCUGUCCAAUGGAUUUGAAAAAUUUCCCAAUGGAUGUUCAGACGUGCAUCAUGCAGCUGGAGAGCUUUGGCUACACAAUGAACGAUCUGAUCUUCGAGUGGUUAGAGACGGGGCCGGUGCAAGUUGCCGAGGGUCUGACGCUGCCUCAGUUCAUCAUGAGGGAGGAAAAAGAGCUCGGCUACUGCACGAAACACUACAACACCGGCAAGUUCACCUGCAUUGAAGUGAAGUUCCAGCUUGAGAGGCAGAUGGGUUACUACCUGAUCCAGAUGUACAUCCCCAGUCUGCUCAUCGUCAUCCUGUCCUGGGUGUCCUUCUGGAUCAACAUGGACGCCGCUCCGGCUCGAGUGGCCCUCGGCAUCACCACCGUCCUCACCAUGACCACUCAGAGCUCCGGCUCCAGAGCAUCGCUGCCAAAGGUGUCGUAUGUGAAGGCUAUAGACAUCUGGAUGGCCGUGUGUUUGCUGUUUGUCUUUGCUGCCUUGUUGGAGUACGCUGGAGUGAAUUUUGUCUCGAGGCAACAGAAGGAGUUUCUCCGUCUCAAACGCAGACAGAGACGAAACAUCAAGGAUGAGGAGCUAAGAGAAGGACGUUUCCAUUUCUCCGGCUAUGGUAUAGCUCCAUGUAUAAAGGAUGGCAUGGCGGUGAAAAGCGACAGCGGCGUGCAGCAGACUUCAGUGGAGAACAAUAAGAGGAAGUUUGUGGACAGAGCAAAGAGGAUUGACACCAUCUCAAGAGCAGCUUUUCCUUUGGCCUUUCUCAUUUUUAACAUCUUCUACUGGAUCACGUACAAAAUAAUCAGACACGAAAACACCGCCAAAGUGUAGCAGUGAGGAGAGGAGGCAUUGUAGCAUCGUGAUGUCCACUAAAAACAGCAACCAAGGUGCAGCAGCUGCUUGUCGAUUUCAAUCAGGGAUUAAAGGCAUGGCCAGGGUUUAUGGAAGGUUUGUGAACGCUCUGUAAGCCAAAGCCAGGAAAUGAGCUCCGUCUGUAAGUAAUGGGAGAGCGAGAACAUUAGCUUUAAUUACAAGGAUUUACAUUUAUAUUGGGGAACUGUACAGGAAAUAUGAUUUAUUUUAAAGAGCACAAGUAAAAGAGUCAAAGACUGAAUAGUGAUAAUUAGCACUUCUAGCUGAUAUGACCAUUUCUAUCAAAUACAACUAGACUUUACUAGGAGUGGAAUGAGCAGGUAUUAUCUUAUGUACGUCAGUCCCAGUUAAAGAGCUGUGACCUUUGUGUGUGUCGGUCUCACAAUAGGAGACGUGUGUGUUUUGGUUUCAGCAAAGCAAUGAUGGCCUAUCUGAAGCCCAGAGAAGGAGGCGUGGCCUGUGUGAGUGCCAGUUAAUCCCAGAGAAAAGACCAAGGCCUUUUCAUUUGACAAUCCCAGUGAAGGAGGUGUGGCCUAUGCACCUUAGUCCCAGUGAAGAGGGUGUGGCCUAUGAAGGAGGCAUUGCCUUUGUGUCUGUCAGUCUUAAAGAAGUAGGUGUGGCCUUGAUACCUCUAUACAAUAUAUUGCACUGCAAAACACACACACACACACACACACACACACACACACACACACACACACACACACACACACACACACACACACACACUAGCUAGUGCUAUUUAUUUAGUUUGUUUGACAGACUUCAGGUUGAGUAAAAAUCCUAGACAAUUCCACAUUUUGGCCUCAAACCCACUGUAGUUACGGUGAACUCUCCGUCUCUUAUCCACACGCUCGGGCUGAAUCCAGGCUGCUUAUGUUUCAAAUUCUUUAGACACCUAAAGAAAAUGUUUUCUUUCCCUGACUUCCUUCAUCUGCUGUAGAGCUCAAAAAUGUCUCCCAGACUCCCUUUGAAUGAUCAAUAUGUUGUAGUUUUUAAAGAAAACCAGUGUCCUGAUCUCCAUUUACCAGUGAAGGCAUGACUGAUACUGCAGUCUUAAACAGGACACACACUCAGUGCUCGAGUGCUUAGGAGCAGCAGAAUACAUGCUCUUCAUUACUUAUACACAUCAGAUGAUGUUUCUAGGUUCCAUUUAUCUAUUUGGCAGAUGUGCUUAUCGAACUUGCUGUACAACUGAAGCACUGAGGCGAGGGAAUGGAGUCUUCCUCAAAGACUUCAAAGGAUUUGAGAUCACAGUCUUCUGGUUGCUCAGUUUUCUUCCAUCCAGUGAAAAAGCAAAGGCAAAAAAAGCAUGAGGAAGACCUUCACUCACAUCAACCAUUUGAUGAUUCAUUUUGCAAAUUUGUCCUAAAACAAGCAGUAAGCCAUAAGCACAGCCCUUUGAACCAAAACAUUACAGAAGUGAACAGUUAGUGAACCAGACAGUUCCUGAAGGAAUCGCUGUUUCUACACUACAAGAACCAUUAACGUUCCCUCACACUAGUCAGCAGGAUUAGUUUUACAUGCAGUAAGGUACGGUAAUCUUAUUGCUUGGUUAUCUCUGGGAAUAGCUCUAGAUUAUUUGGAAAUAUUACAUAUAGCUUACAUUUACAGGUCAUUCUGUGAAGUUUGCAUUGAAGCCAUCGGACUUCAGGAACACAACCAAACCCUAACCCUAACUAUUGAUUAAUUCUGGAUAUCUUUUAUAUACUAUUACUCAUCUUAUCCCUACUACUGAUCUAAAGACACACCACUGGGCAAGGACUGUCCCCAUAAAAACUGUCUACCUAAUAUAAAUGUGAACACCCUUGAAGUUUCGAGACAUUAAAGCUGUCCCAAUGCCUACAGUAUGGACAGCCAGGUUACAGGCCAAAUUCAAAGUGACAACACUGCCAGAAUAUUUGUAUUAACCACAAAAACAUGUAAGUAUUCUACUGGUUUUUAUGAGAUUUAAUAUAAAAUGAAGAUUAUCCAGUUUUUCUAAAAUAGACUUUGGACAAGUUUGUACAGAAUUCAGUCACAGUCCCUAGACAUUGGCCAGGUCGUCUGAGAGUGUGAUACCGUUAGGCCUUAGACAUGCUCACAUGCUCAUUAAUGUAUCUUUCUAGUUCCUCACUUUCUGAGCAUUUCUUCAACUGCUUAUGUUAAUGAAUAUGGAUUGUGUUUGUACUUUAAACAACAUUCAAAUAAAGUAGUAAAAAUAA